Molecule: messenger RNA, 2697 nt
Organism: Aspergillus ruber CBS 135680
Lineage: Eukaryota; Fungi; Ascomycota; Eurotiomycetes; Eurotiales; Aspergillaceae
Exons: 3
Coding region: 1-2697 (898 amino acids)
Biological process (GO): DNA-templated transcription; regulation of DNA-templated transcription
Molecular function (GO): DNA-binding transcription factor activity, RNA polymerase II-specific; zinc ion binding; DNA binding
Source: RefSeq, a predicted model, not a curated record
AUGAACGGUGUGCCCUCUCCUUCAAACGACAUCCCCCCUCCUCCACCGGCACACACAACUUCAUCUCGUCCCCAACAUCCACCAUUCGGAGUCGCGCCGCUAGGCCCCCAUCCCAAUCUAAAACCAGCAAAAGUCGCAAUCCCCCGGAAAACAGGCGGUAACAGCGGGACAUACCGCCGACAGCGCUCCGCGCGUGCAUGCGAACCCUGCCGCAACCGGAAAAUCAAAUGCGACGGCAACAAGCCCAUGUGUCGGCAGUGCGUGGAGCAGAAGAUCACAUGCAUGUUUCUGGACGUAAAGCGGGUAAGGGAGCAGAAGCAGUUAGGGACAUUGGGGGUGAAGGUUGAGAAGUAUGAGGAGUUGUUGAGGGAGUUGGAGCCGGAUGUGGAUAUUAUGGCUGCGAAGAAGAUUCGGAGAGCUUUGAGGCUUGAUGAUGAAUAUGAGGAGGGGUCGGACACGGCGAGUGAGACUUCGUCGUUGGGGUCGCUUGAUGCGAUUGAUCUUGUUGAGGAGGAUUUGAAUCGCAAUGAAAAGACUAGGGCGACGGGGUACUUUGGGAAGAACUCCGAGGUAGCAUGGAUGCAAAAACUCGAGAACGAGGCGAAACAUCGCAGUCACCGUGGAAUCCAGGAUAAUGAUCCGGCGUCUCAAUGUUCAGGGGGACGGCCGGACGUACCAAUCUCACUGAUGAGUUACUACCUAGACGACCUUGACGUCCCCAUGUUCCACGAAGUUGAUCCCUCCGCCGUGCCAUCAAAACACCUCGCUGAUAAAUACUUUUCGGCAUACAUGCUCGUCUUCCAUCCGUCAUUCAACGUUGUCCGCAGAAAGACGUUUACCUCGCAGUACGUACGCUUCAUCAGUGAACCGAGCAACAUUCGACCGCCGCGGAAAUGGCUGGCUGUGCUGAACAUGGUAUUCGCCAUCGGGUGUCACUAUUGUCGACUGACGGGAGAUGAUGUCGGUGAUGAUAGGGAUAGCCUGACAUUUCUAGCAAGAGCACGAAAGUUGAGUUUAACAGAGAAUGCACUCUUCGAACAUUCAGAUCUGCAGCAAGUGCAGGUGGAGUUUCUAGUUGCGUUUUACAUGCUGGCCCGAGGCCAGGUAAACCGCGCCUCCAAGUUCACAAACAUGGCCUUCCGCUCCGCCCUAUCCCUUGGAAUCAACCUCCGCUUCGUAGACGACUGGACCGACUACGCCGCUAAAGAAGCUCGCAGUCGUCUCUGGUGGUCUAUCUAUAUCCUCGAAAACUCCAUUGCUGGAUUGACGGGACGAGUCUCCUGCGCAGGUGAAAGUCUCAGCUCAGUGCCUUUACCAGUACCCUACGAUGAAGAAUAUUUUGACCGGCCGGACGUGCUAAAACUAUUUCAAGAUAUCUCGCUGCGCCAGAAAUAUCUCAAGCCAACGCUCUUUCAAUCAGAUGAGGAAUCGCGCGCACAUGGUGAAUGGCUUGAGAAAUGUGGCCCCAGUCCAUCGUCGUUCUUCUUCUGUUCUGUAGAUCUGGUCUUCAUCACGCAGGCUAUCCUCAACAAAGUCUACAGUAUAGAAGGCAUCCGUGAACGAUCCGGGCAAAUCGAGCAGCGCAUUCGGAAAUACGGGAUCAAACUGGAUAACUGGCUCUCCAAAGUCCCGUCAAUAUAUCGGUUCACGACGACUGGUGGACGGGAGGCAUUGAAUGAGGAUAUCAAUUCGUUGGCGACGAACGGUUUCGCAGGGAGUGGGGACAAGGAGAGGGAGAAAGAGAGGAGUUCGCGAGAGAGGUUCAGUCUCGCAAUGCACUUCUAUAGUUGCAAGAUAACCCUAUGCCGACCAUGCCUCACGCACGCAAACGCCAGAAACAUCGCCCCAUCCACAGACAUCGGUCCCAGCCAUACAGCCAACAGCGACGACGCCGAUAUCGACACUGACAACCUUAGCGGCACCGACGACGAUAACGACGACACCGACGACCCAACCCCCUCAACUAUCGGAACAAGCACCUACACUACCCAACCCGACAUCGCUGGCUCCAACCCAAUCCCGAACCUGCACAAAACCCCCAAUACCUCAAAGGCCCGCCGCGCCCGCUUCCGCACAGAAAUGUCCCUCUCCUGUCUCCGUGCCUCCUGCGCCCUCCUCUCCCUCCUCCCCAAUGAACCAGAUAUCCUCUCCCUAACCCGCCUGUCCCCAUGGUGGCACCACCUGCACUACAUAAUGCAAGCUACCACAGCACUGUUACUAGGACUGGGCAGUUGGCCCACGAGUCCCCCUGCAGAGGAAAAACUCAGUACGUCAAUGAAUCCACUUCCAACAUUACAAGUUGCGACAGUCGUUAAUUCUACCAAAAAAGCAUUGCGGUGGUUACACCACAUGUCCGUCCAUGGGGACCCCGCUGCUCGCCGCGCAUUUAUAUUAUCGGAUAGUUUUAUGCGGCGCAUAGCGCCAAAUCUAGGUAUCGACGUGAGCGACCUCCCCGAAGUCGAGACGUUACCUGUCACCAAGUCGCCAGCGGAGGGCAUGCCUGUUCCUGCUAGUGGAGUUGGGAGUGGUGUUGAAGGGCUGACUACGGAAAGUGAGGAGGCGGGGGACAGGGAAAGGGAGAUGGAGGUUGAGGGGAGAGGGAUGGUGGAGGAGAUGGAGGGGGCGGUGGCGAGAGGGGAGAUUGAUCGGGAGUGGGAUGGGGUUGGGGGGAGGAUUACGGGGGUUUAUCUGUUGUGA